UCGCGGUUGCCAUGGCAAGGCCCGCUCCGUAGGCGCCGCGAGCUGGCGCCAGGAGCCGCGGCGUCGCAGCGUGGCUUUGAAGCCUCCUCCGCUGCCACCAUGAGCGGCCGAAGCAGGGGUCGGAAGUCCUCCCGUGCCAAAGGCCGGGGCAAAGGCCGCGUCAAAGCCCGAGUGCGCGCUGCUCCUGACGACGCCCCGCGCGACCCGGACCCUUCGCGGUGCCUGAGGCUCGGGGAGGACGCCAUCGCGGCACAGGUGCAGGCUAGCGCUGGGUGGGGUAGCCUGGAAACCGCUGCGCCCGCGCAGCUGUUCCAGCCCGGUGAGGAGGUCGCCUGCGGGCUCCCUCUGGACUGCGGCCUCGCGCUCCGGGCCCGAGCCGCGGGGGAUCGAAGGCAGGCCACCGCCAGGCCCGGUCCGGGGAAGGCCGCCACCUCUCUCUCGGAGCGCCUGGUCGCAGACACUGUCUUCGUGGGAACGGUGGGAACCGUGGGAAGGCCGAAAAACGCCCCGCGCGGGGGAAUUCGGCGUGGCCCCGCGGGGAAGAAGGCCCCAGAAACGUGUAGUGCCGUGGGGAGGGGCCCUCAGGCCGUAGCCGGUGGGAAACCCAAGAAAGGGCCGGCGGGAGAGUGUGCCCCGGUGCCAGGCGAGGAGGACAAGGAGGAGAAGGAUGCGGGGUCGGAGCCCCCGGCGACCGAAGGCAGCAUGGAUACGCUGGAGACCGUGCAGCUGAAGCUGGAGACCAUGAACGCCCAGGCGGACAGGGCCUACCUUCGGCUGUCGAGAAAGUUUGGGCAGUUGCGACUGCACCACCUAGAGCGCAGGAACCUGCUCAUCCAGAACAUCCCGGGCUUCUGGGGGCAGGCGUUUCAAAACCAUCCCCAGCUAUCGUCCUUUCUCAACAACCAAGAUAAAGAGGUCCUCAGCUACCUGAACAGCUUGGAGGUGGAAGAACUUGGCCUCGCCAGAUUGGGCUACAAAAUCAAGUUCUACUUCGGCCGCAAUCCCUAUUUCCAAAAUAAGGUGCUCAUCAAGGAAUACGGGUGUGGUCCUUCAGGUCAAGUGGUGUCUCGGUCUACUCCAAUCCAUUGGCUUCCUGGCCACGACCUCCAGUCCCUAAGCCAGGGAAACCCAGAAAACAACCGUAGCUUCUUUGGGUGGUUUUCAAACCACAGCUCCAUUGAGUCUGACAAGAUUGUGGAGAUAAUCAAUGAGGAACUGUGGCCCAAUCCCCUGCAGUACUAUCUUUUGAGUGAAGGGGCUCGUGCGGAGAAAGGAAAGGAAAAGGAGAGCAGACAAGUUCCAGCAAAGCAGCCAGUGGAGACCCCUGAGCCUGGGGUAAACCAGUCCAACUGAUACUGCACAAGUCUCCCUACUACCUCCUGCCAGCCGUCCCAGCUGACUACAUGUGUUUGGCUGUCUGCCUUCUCUUCAUGUUGGCCUCUGUGCACUGUACUUCUUUAGGACUUUAGUUACAAGAAUAUGGCCUUUUUGAUCAUGGUCUUUUGCCGCUCCAUGGCCUUCUUGCUUUUUUACAUUAGUGUUACAUGUUAUGUGAUCUCACCCCUGCUGUUUAUAAUCACACUUCAGAUGUGUGCUGCCUUUCUCUGCAAUCGCUUGGACCCUGUUUUUGGCUUUGGCCUUCCCACUUUCUUAAACAUGGACACUCAUGAGUCAUUCUCCAGGGGGACCAGUACAUCCUCAAGCUCUGCUCUUUGAAGGCCAGUGACUUUCUAGGCUUCGUGUGCAUGCCAGCCAUGUAUGUCAUCUGUGGCAAGCGUUUCUGUUGCCACUGCAAAAUGAAGCCAGUGCACAUGGUAUUGGCUGUCAGCCAGAACAUAUUGUUCCAUGUGUCUGGGCUCACCAGCUAAGGUGUUGCCUACUUUAUCUCUGGCUUUCACGUGGGGUCCACACUACCCACCCUGCUCAGCAUUCAGUAGAAUGGCACUUGACUGCUGGGCAUGGAUGAAGUUAAGGGCAAGGAGCAGUAAGCCAUGUGUCUUUACCAUCAUGAGUCUUGUUUCUGGGCCCUUCUACUGGUGAACCUUCAUCGAGGUCUAUGCCAUGCCCUGUCGCUUUUAGGCUGUUGAGUUUUGUCUAGGUUGCUCUCGGCCCCAGUUGACUGCCUGGUCAACAAGGACCUCAAGAACUGCUUGUGGAUCCGGGCCCCGUGCCAGUGCAUGAGACACACACCUGCUCUCCCCAGCUUUCCAGGAACCCUACUGACUGCAAGACUGAUGGGCGGGCUGGUGUGGCCUUGUUUAUGUGGAAGAUUAAUGCUACUUGCUGCUUAUUUUGUCUAAAGAAAUCUUACCGCUUUCUCCAUUUUUGCCUAAUGGGAAAAUAGAGCUGUACAAGUCUGCUUUUUUUUUUUUUUUUUAACUUUUUUGCUGUUUAUUAUGGACUCUUUCAGACAUGCGGAGAAGUGGAGAGGAUGGUCCCUGGACCCCGUGUGCCCAUCGCCUAGCUGCAUCAGUUAUCAAUUAUGAUCUGCCUGGUUUCGUCCGUAUCUCCCUCUUCCCAACUGUUUUGGUUAUUACAAGUCCAGGACACUAUGCCAAUGCAACUGCAACUACUUUGGGAAAGUGGUACUCCCUUUGGUGGUAAUAGUGGUGGGGUGCACUAUCAUUAUCACAUCAAGUCUGCUUUUUGCUUUUCAUGUUAACUAAUGAAGUUCCAGAGAUGGAACUUAGAAACUAAAGUCUUCAGAAUUAACAAGGAAUAUCAAAAAGACAUGAGGGAGAUGUCCCUUUCCCCUGCAUCUGCAAGAGAGACUGUUCUGUUGUAAAACUCUUUCAAACGCUCUGAUAUGAUAAGGUAUUUAAUUGAGACCCUUCACCAGAAUAUCAGUCUUUUCUGUGUAACAUGAAGACUUUUGUGACCGUUAGGAUUAUUAUCACGUUGUCCUGGUCUCAUAACUCUGGGAAGUAUAAUUUGGAAAUUGUUGCUGUGUUCUGUGAAAAUAACCUCCCAAAAGUAAUCAGUAACUGGUUUUCAUACUCAAUAAUUUGACAUCCUGGUAAUAAUGUAAUUAUUUCUGUGUUCCUAAACCGUAUAAAUAGUUGUAAGCUUGCAUGCAUUAUGGAAAAAUAAAAACCUGUAUCUCUGUUA
Messenger RNA from Carlito syrichta (Philippine tarsier), 3108 nucleotides. It is a transcript of the gene TSPYL5, whose product is annotated as TSPY like 5. Lineage: Eukaryota; Metazoa; Chordata; Mammalia; Primates; Tarsiidae. The record is from RefSeq and is a predicted model, not a curated record. Bases 100 to 1353 code for a protein of 417 amino acids. Gene Ontology annotation, molecular function: histone binding; chromatin binding. The transcript is spliced from 2 exons. Gene Ontology annotation, cellular component: chromatin; nucleus. Gene Ontology annotation, biological process: nucleosome assembly.